AUGCCGUGGUCUUUCGCCCUGCCUCAGGCGAUCUUUGACUCGCCACUGUUGGCGAUUGCGACGCCCAUCGCUGGCGGCUCGCUCGUCGCGCUGCUCACCAAUCACCGGUAUUAUCCCGGAAAUCGGGAUGCAAGCAAAACCCAAGAAACCUACCGGCAACUGCGUCAGCCGCCCUUCAACCCCCCGGGCUGGCUUUUCGGACCGGCCUGGACCCUGCUGUACGGCCUGAUGGGCUAUGCCUCGCAUCAUGCUGCCGUGACGGCGGCGGCGUCGCUGUCCCUGGCUGUGCGCGAUGCCAACGCCUCGGCCCAGACCUUAUACACGACUCAACUCGUGCUCAAUUUCCUGUGGAUGCCGCUCUUCUUCCGGCUAGAGCGGCCGGCAGCUGCCCUCGGGGAUAUGGCCCUGUUGGCGGGAAAUGUAACUCUGCUGUUGGCUAAGUGGUGGACGGUAGACCGCACGGCGUUCUGGCUCAUCACACCCUACUAUGCGUGGCUAGGGUACGCGGCGUACCUGAAUGCGGGCGUCGGCAUUCUGAACGGCUGGAAAUUACCUGCGAGAGACAGGAAGGGGCCAGACCGAGGGGAGUAG
Molecule: messenger RNA, 591 nt
Organism: Penicillium macrosclerotiorum
Lineage: Eukaryota; Fungi; Ascomycota; Eurotiomycetes; Eurotiales; Aspergillaceae
Product: TspO/MBR family protein
Exons: 3
Coding region: 1-591 (196 amino acids)
Cellular component (GO): mitochondrial outer membrane
Source: RefSeq, a predicted model, not a curated record